Messenger RNA from Solanum dulcamara, 1338 nucleotides. RefSeq names its product tryptophan aminotransferase-related protein 4-like. Gene Ontology annotation, molecular function: carbon-sulfur lyase activity; transaminase activity. The record is from RefSeq and is a predicted model, not a curated record. Lineage: Eukaryota; Viridiplantae; Streptophyta; Magnoliopsida; Solanales; Solanaceae. Gene Ontology annotation, biological process: amino acid metabolic process.
AUGACAUUGCUUGUGAAUAUAUAUUUUUUUAGUAAAAUGUAUUAUUAUGAUAAGGAGAAAUUGAGUUGGAGCCAAAGAGCAGCAGAAGAAGCAGAAAAAGUUGCUUCAAUUUCAUGUUCUGGCCUUGGAAGAGCCUAUAUUGAUGGUUAUAUUAAUGGUGAUGGAAAGCCUAUUUGUGAAUGCUAUUCUUGUUAUGCUGGCAUUGAUUGCUCUUUAUUUUCCCCCAAUUGUUCUGCUGAUGCUGAAGAUGGUGAUCCUCUAUUCUUGGAACCAUUCUGGAUGCAAAAUGCAGCUAGCAGUGCAGUAGUAGUAGCAGGUUGGCAUAGAAUGAGCUAUUUAUUUCCUAAUCAGUCCUACAUAUCCAAAGAGCUUGACAAAAACAUAAGAAAAAUACAUGCAAUUGCCAACAAUGCUAUUACACAUGGAAAAUACAUUGUCUUUGGAUCAGGCUCUACUCAGCUCCUACAUGCUGCAGUUCAUGCUCUUCCCUGGAUAAAUUCAACAAAAGUGGUUGCAAAGAAAAUUCCUUAUUACGCGCUUUAUAAGCAUCAAACGGAAUACUUUCAAACACGUCAUUACGAAUUUGAAGGAGACUCAUCCAUGUUGAAGAACAAAUCAGAUUUUGCUGGAAAUGUGAUUGAGUUUGUGACUUCACCAAACAAUCCAGAUGGAAAUUUGGAAAGUCCAGUUCUAAAAGGCCCAAAUGUGAAGCCCAUUUAUGAUCAUGCUUAUUACUGGCCUCAUUACACAGCAAUUCCAGCACCUGCUGAUGAAGAUCUCAUGAUUUUCUCCAUGUCUAAGCUCACUGGUCAUGCUAGAACCAGAUUUGGGUGGGCUAUUGUGAAAGAUGUGAAAGUGCAUAAAAGAAUGAUGGAAUUUAUUGAUUUGGCUGAAAUGGGGAUCUCAAAGGAUGUCCAGUUGAGAGCUUUAACACUUUUGAAAGUUGUUGUUCAAGGAGAAGGCAAGCAAAUCUUCAAUUUUGCACAGCAAAUCUUGAGGGAUCGCUGGGAAAAAUUGAGUCACAUCUUCUCCCUUACUAAACAUUUUAGCCUCCAAACAAUUCCAGCUCAGUAUUGCACAUUUCUUGAAAGAACCAGAGAGCCAUCUCCAGCUUAUGCAUGGGUAAAGUGUAAGAGGAAAGAAGAUAAAAACUGCGCAGAAGUCUUUAGAGUUGCAAAAAUUAUAGGUCGUCCAGGUAGAAAAUUCUUAGCAGAAGAUCAUUAUGUUAGAUUCAGCUUGCUGAAGGGCCAACAUGAUUUUGACAUGUUGAUCUAUCGACUGAAAGAAUUGAUCUCCCAAGAAUAUGAAGCAAUGUUAAAGUUUUUAAUUAUUAGAUGA